Malassezia restricta is the source of this 342-nucleotide messenger RNA. Its product is annotated as component of the endoplasmic reticulum- associated degradation (ERAD) pathway. The record is from RefSeq and is a predicted model, not a curated record. The coding region runs from base 1 to 342 and encodes 113 amino acids. The transcript has a single exon. Lineage: Eukaryota; Fungi; Basidiomycota; Malasseziomycetes; Malasseziales; Malasseziaceae.
AUGCGCUGGAUGGCGGUGGGGGUGAUGGCCCUGCUGUGCAGCGGGGCCGCGUGUGCCCAAUUCUUCCAGCACCUAUUCCAUCAGGAUGGGUUUGGCAGUUUCUUUGAACAGGACGAAGAACCUGAGGCGCACAAUGUGGGAGAUGCGACAUGGUAUCAGGAUCGUGUGCAACAUGCUGAGUGCAGCGCCUAUUUGUGCAGCGAUACACUCGCGUGCGUAGAGACGCCCAAUGCAUGCCCGUGUCCGUAUAGGGAGCAGCAACGGUGUGCUGUGGGAGACACGCACGUGUGCAUUCAGGGCCAGGACUGUGGCCGCAUUUCAUCGAUGUAUCAAUUACAGUAA